AUGCGCCAUGCUUCUCAGCUGAGCAGAGGGCUUGCAGAAGCAGCCCGUUCCAUAGAGAAGCCACACAUCCCUCGACAUGUUCCGCUUCCCUCGUCCAGCUACAGUGGUGUGGCCCAGGCUUCGGUCAAGCUCUCUCCGCCGAAUUCAGCUGCCUAUGAAAAAGAUUUCUCCCCGGCCGCCGCACUACAAAACAAUGGCCAAACUCACAAGACAUCCGUGGCAGCUGAGUCUUCCCACAAACCUUUCUCUCAGCGCGGACCUGAAGCCAAAGCUGGCUUUCAAGGUAGCCAUGGUCCGCAAGCAGCGUUGCAAUCCAAGCGACAAGACGAUGAUUCGUCUCAACUCACGGAUUCUGUUCAACCGAUCGACUCACAUUCCUCUCUAAUAUCAACGCAGCGGAAGCAAGGACUCUCUCUAGCGAACGGUCAACGCAAACCUGGAGAUGUCCGUGUUCAGAUCCGCCCUCCUGUUAAGCAUCAACCCGACCUUGGCUCGAAGAGUAGCGUCACAGUUCAAACCAAAUUAAAGUUCUCCGACUCGACCAAAGUGUUCAACAAUGCCAUCUGUUCCAGACAUACAGAUGCUAGUCGCGGAUUGCAGAAAGUCACAGCAGCGUAUCCACAUCUCAGCGAGCCUCAGGCAAACUUACUGCUGCAAACUUUGGACCAGAUGGAAUCACUGCGUUCGUAUACUCCUAGUGCUGCUCUUGCGUGGUAUGAGGACUUUGUUUGGACAGCCGAACGCCAAUCGCAAGGUUUAGAAAGGAUUGAGACGCCCGAAAGCCUUUCUCUACUGCUUCGAUAUGCCUAUUCAAGAAACGACUUACGCUCCUUACUUCGAAUCGAAAGCCGAGCGGCGCGGAUGACAUCGAUCAUAAGGCGGUCUUGCGUCAAUGUUUUCACCACAGAUCCAACACCCAAGGCAAUCGGCGGAUCUGAAAUAGACGAUGUCUCCAUCUGGCCAAGCUGCAACGAGGAUCCUAUUGUUCUGGCGUACAAUCUAAAGAUAGCUUUCGCAGCCAGAGAGGGCAACUGGGUCAAAGUAGAGGAGCUUCUGAACGGCACCAAUCUCGCUAGCGCGGCCUAUUUGCAAGCUCCUCAAAGUCGAAACGGCUCAGGUCCUGCAAAACGCUCGGGAUCCUUGUUGAAUGCGAUAGGGUGGGGUAGCUUGCUUCGCUUCGGCUUGUGCAACGUGAAGAGUAUCAAGCCUGGCCGUCUUUCAGCUCUGCACGAGCCAAUGGGCAGCUCAACAAACCCGCCGCUACUGCACAACAUCGAAGAUGAACACGCGCACAAGGGCAUACAGGACGAAGCGUACAUGCAGGCAAAGCUUUCGGUGAUUAAGCGUCUGUUACCAGAUCUUGUUCGCUUCUCGAGCAAAUCGAUCAACAACAGCAAAUUCGAUAAGGUCACUUCGGCGGAUGCAUCGCAUGUUACCACUGCGAGUGCUGGGGGGGAAAAGACGCCAGCUUGGCUUCUGCGAUCUGUCCUAACACAGCUCGCCGAAAGCGGUGAAGUGGCGUCCACCCUGCGGAUUGUGCAGCUUGCGGUUUCUGAAGAGUUGACUGCAAUCCAACCCACCUCGACUGGAGGCAGAGGAGUAACUCACAUCCUCAAUCUAGUACUGAUGGGAUGCGCUCGAAAUCAGAGUGUCAAUCUUGCGGAAUCACUACGGAUCUUCAACAGUCUGACGGGUUCACAGCUCGGCGAGAGUAUUUUUGGUGCAGUGGUCGUUGCUCCGCCAUUUUCGAUCAGUGAGGACAGAAGUGCGCAGCAAUCGGAGCGCCAGCAAUUGGCAGGCGAGAAGGCGACGAAGGACGAGACGCGUGGUCGUGUGCAGGCGCGGCACGCAUUCAUGGCUCCGAACGAAGAAUCGCUCGUUCUGGUGCUCAAGAAAGUCAGACAUCCGCUCUUCCGUGCUUCGUGGACGCACAAGCUGGUAGCUGAGUUCGAGCGGCUGUUUGCUAAGGUCAAGCUUUCAGGUCGGACGUACCGGAUGAUCAUUGACAAAUGUGUCACUCCGGCUCCUGCUUGCUCACUGCCGGGCGAAUCGGAUGCGGUUGCGUCCACUGCGACAGUCGAGCCAUCGGCAGCUACGCCACGCUUCAUAGCCAGCGGCCGGCGCGGCCGGCGCUUGCGACAAAAAGCCAUGUCUGAUGUCAGCAGCUCGGCUCGCACCAAUCCCACCGCUGCACCAUUGCACGCCGAGCCACGACGCACGACUCGAGGAGCGAUUGUCAAGCAAUCCAUCCUCUCGCAGACGCUCGACCACAUCCUGCACCGCUUCAACCCAGACUCGCGCUCAUCACUCAGCUUCCACCUGAGCACCACCAACCGCCGCCGAUUCGAGCACACCCUGUUGCGCGCCAAACGCUCCCUGUUGUCCAAGAAAGACAAGCAUCUACAACGGCUACGCCUCGGCUCUGCUACCGCUCGCCUCCCUGCUGGUACAACAUCCCACCACUCACACGCAGUCUCGCAGAUCGACGCCCUCCUCCACCGUAUCGCCCAAGUCCAACGUCUCGGCCGCCAGCAAGAAGCUCACGCCAAGAAAAUGCCACACACCGCCGCCCACUCUGACACAGCCACCCAUCCACGCCAGACACUUGUGUAA
Molecule: messenger RNA, 2613 nt
Organism: Mycosarcoma maydis (corn smut)
Lineage: Eukaryota; Fungi; Basidiomycota; Ustilaginomycetes; Ustilaginales
Exons: 1
Coding region: 1-2613 (870 amino acids)
Source: RefSeq, a predicted model, not a curated record